AUGGAAGCCGUCCCAGUGUCCGGACUGACUGUGCUUGCGUCCGGACUCCGCUGCCUUCUUCGGAUCCAGCGUCUGCGGGCCGCGCACUGCAACGAUGUGGUGAUAGACGGUCGUCGGCGGUCGCCGGGGGAGGGCAGGCCUUCUUCCCCCAUGGCGCCUUCUCCGACGUGGAGGAGCGCGAGCGCGGACCUGUCCACGGCGCCGAGCCAUGUACUCUCCCUGGGAUCCAGGUGCUUCGUGGCCAAGACCUUGGAGACGAUGAAUCUCCGGCGCUACGCGGGGCCCUUCGACUGGAUCUACACCACGGCGCAACUGGUGAGGCACUGCAUCGAGGAUGACUUCGAGUGCUUCUUAGACUUGGAGCAGCUCUACCGGCACGGCCAGGCAUGGGGCCAUCGGCGCUACUGCCAGAUGCUCAAGCGCCAGAUCCUCUUUCCGCACCAUCGCCCCGCUGACCGGGAUCGAGAGCACUUCCAGCGAACGGUGCAACGCUGGCGGCAGGUGGUGGCGUCAGAAGAGAAGAAACUCUUCGUGUUCAUGCCGUUGGUUCAAUCCAAGAAGGAGCUGCAGAGCGUGAGGGACCGGGAGUCGAUGCAUGGGAGCAACCUCCAGCAAGUCGAGGAGCUCUUGAGAAGCUUGCGACAACGUGUGGGGAACUUCGAGCUUCUGGUGGUCUAUGUGGUGGAAGGCUCCUCCCGCUGGCGCCAAGGGGCCACGGAGGACACCGAGUUGGACACCACGCGGGAGAUCCUUCAACAGCCUGAGUUGCGCGUCUACGAACUUCAUUGCACUGGGGGAUGCACUGGGUUGAAGUUCAAGGCGCCCGCAGAUGACCUGGCACUUCAAUCUCUACUAGCGGCCCGCUGUUCAGCUAGCGGCGUGCUGGCACCUGACCCACUAGCAGGCUCAGAGCGUCGCUUUCAUGGGUCCUUGCGGAAGAGCCUGGGGCGCAGGAGUUUGGGGAAAAGAAUCUUGCUGCCUACAAGGGAGAAGAGAAGGAAAACCUCUGCAGUUCAAGACGUGGAGACCGACGUCUCCAGCCCUCCACCGGAAGCGGAUCCCCGCUUGAAGAAGAACUUUGGGCGGGAGAGCUCUGAACCCAGGAGGCGGGCAAAGAAUGUGGAACAACUGCCAAGCAAGGGAAAGAGGAAAGCUCAAGCUGAUGAUGCCGAUCCGAAAUCGGAGGACGAUGUGAUCCUCGUCUCCGUAGGAGGAGCGACUCCAGCCGCUCCUCGUGUGUGCCAGGGCUCCCCGGGGAAGCCAAUGGGAGUACUGGACAUUCGCGUGGCACUGCGAGCAGUGCAAAAAGGGAGCGCGUGGCGUGUGUUUGUGCGCAGAGGAAACGCAGAGAUCGUGGUAUAUAACAACGAGCACGGCAUCCAGAUCCACUUCCCGUUGGCCCUGUUCAAGAUGCUCAAAGGGGAGUCCUUGUCCUUGGCCGACCUCCAAGACGUUCAGCCCAAGGUCUGGAUGUCUAUUCAGCAGAUGUUGUCUUGGGAGCCAUCAGACCCUGCACAUGCAAACCAGGAGUUUGAGGACACCUUCUGCUUGACCUUCAGUGCUUCUUACGACUACUUUGGAGAAAUGAAGCACGUGGACCUGAAGCCCGGCGGCGGCGAUCUGCCCGUGACGUAUGACACCCGCAAGGAAUACGUGGAGCUUUAUUGUCGCUGGCGGUUGGAGACUUCGACUGAAAGGCAAUUCAAGCUGUUGGCACAAGGCUUUGAGAAGGUCGUGGACUCUGCCCUGUGGUCCUUUCUCUCCGCUGAAGAGGCGCAUCUCAUCAUUUGCUCUGAGCCCACCUUGGAGGCUUCGGAGCUUCGGCACUUGGCACACUACGAAGGCUAUUCCAAAGAUGAUCCAUACAUCCAGUCCUUCUGGAAGAUCUUGGAGUCCUUCGAGACGGAUCAGCUCAAGAAGUUUCUGGCCUUCACCACGGGCACGGACCGCGCGCCCUUGGGCGGCUUGAAGGAUGUGCGCUUGGUCGCUCCUGAACCGCAGCCAGGGAAGAUGACGGGGGGGACGAAAAGGCCCAGCAGGGACAAGUGGGACUGGAAGGGAUGA
This is a messenger RNA of Durusdinium trenchii, 2064 nucleotides long. The record is from the annotation of a GenBank genome assembly. Lineage: Eukaryota; Dinophyceae; Suessiales; Symbiodiniaceae.